AUGCCUAGAAGAUUUAAAGGUUUUGCUCAGAAAAGUUUGGAAUAUAUUGGAAAAUAUAAGAAAUUAGAUAAUGAUCCUUAUAUAUUGUCAAAAAAUGUUAAAAUAUUAUUAAAUAAAGGAAAUAUUAUAGAUGCUGUUAUAAGAGUACGUAAUCAUACUCGAAAUGUUUUUUGUACAGUUGCAUGGAAUCAUAUUAUUGAUUAUUGCAUGAAUUCUGGCAAAGUCUCUCUUGGUUUAAAGUAUUUUAAUGAAAUGAAGAAAAGAGCACAUUUUCCGAAUGCACAGACAUUUACUAUUUUGUUGCAUGGGUUUUCUAAGAAUAUACAAUAUCCUAAGAGUGCUUCUUAUGCUUUAUAUAUUUAUAAAUCAUUGUGUUCAUCUAAGUAUGUUGAUCGUUUGAGUAUUAUUCAUACCAAUGCAAUACUUCAAGUAUGUGCUCUUUCUAAACAACCUCAAAUUGCGUUUGAAAUUUUUCAAGGGAUUUCUGAUAACAACCUUGCUGCAGAUAAUAUAACAUAUACUAUUUUAUUUAAUAUUCUGAGUUAUAAAGAUAUGAAAAAUAUAGACAUAUAUGAUUUAAGGAAGAAAAUGAUAAAACAAAUUAUUAAGUCAUGGAAGAUGAGGUGUUUUACUGUGGAUGAGUCCUUAGUAUGUUCAAUAGCUCGUUCUUUUCUUCGUGGAAAAAAUCUUGAAGAUUAUGAUUUUGUUUUUACAUUAAUGGAGUUUUUUUUUGGUAUAAAAAGAUUGGAACCACCUUUGAAAAGGAACAAGAAUAUGUUUUUAGAUAAUAUUGAUUUAUCUCAAUCUUUAUCGUUUUUUAACAAUAUUAAAAUUGGUAAUAAAAGUUUAAAUAUUAUAUUGUUAACAUGUUUUCUUUUGAAGAAAGAAUAUUUGGGAAUAAAGUAUUGGGAUUUCAUAAUUAAUAAUUAUGAUUUUUUUCCUGAUAAUAAUAAUUGUUAUAAUUAUUUUCGGCUAUUUUUACGUACUAAACUAAAAAGUAAUAUUGACAAAGAGAUUCAAGAUACAAUACAAAGAUAUAAUAAUUUAAAUCUUGAUUCAGUAUUGUUUUAUAUGAAAGCUUGUAGUAAAAACAAGACUUUUCAUGAUUAUAUUAUAGCGAAAAUUAUAUUAAGAAUUUCGUUACAAUUUAAAAUAAAAAUAAAAAUAGAUAUAGUUGAUUUAUUUAUAGAAAUAGCUACACAUAUUGGUUCUAAAAGUGUUAUUUUAGACUUAUUUGAUAUAUUACGGCAACUUGAUUUUGAAUCAUUAACUUCUUUAACUUAUAUAAAAGAUAAAUGUAAAAGACAGGAUAUAAUUUUAGCUGGGAAUCGUAUACGUUGUAAUAUUAUUAAAUAUUCUAAAUAUUUUAGUGAAAAUGAACAUAAAUAUGUUCAGAUGUUGGAAGAAAAAAUUAGAAAAAUGCAAUCUUCAUAA
Pneumocystis jirovecii RU7 is the source of this 1434-nucleotide messenger RNA. RefSeq lists its product as uncharacterized. Gene Ontology annotation, molecular function: protein binding. The transcript is spliced from 2 exons. NCBI's taxonomy places the organism in Eukaryota, Fungi, Ascomycota, Pneumocystomycetes, Pneumocystales, Pneumocystaceae. Bases 1 to 1434 code for a protein of 477 amino acids. The record is from RefSeq and is a predicted model, not a curated record.